AUCGAGUCAGUUUUCUGUUGGUUCUCCAUCAAAAUGGCCGCACUCGCGCAGAAGAUCCUGUCACGAUGCGCACGAUUCCAUCAAGGGACAUCGUCCAGGCAGUUUUCCAUUUCGACCACGCUCGCCGGAAAAUCUGUCUUUGAUUGGGAGGACCCGUUCAACCUCGAGUCCCAGCUGACCCAAGACGAGAUCCUGAUCAGAGAUCAAUUCCGCGCUUACUGCAGAGAGAAGCUGCUGCCGCGAGUGAUCGAGGCAAAUCGCAGAGAGAUUUUCCACAAAGAGAUCAUCAGAGAGUUGGGCGAAAUGGGGACCCUCGGCUGCGCUAUAAAGGGCUACGGCGGCUCGGACGUGUCUACCGUGGCUUAUGGACUUAUGGCGAAGGAGAUAGAGUCUAUAGACAGUGGUUACAGGUCCGCGAUGUCCGUUCAAGCCUCUUUGGUGAUCGGAUCGAUUUAUUCCCAUGGGGACGAGUCGCAGAGGCAACGGUACUUACCGAAACUUGUUACCGGCGAGUUGGUCGGCUGCUUCGGUCUCACCGAGCCUAAUCACGGCAGCGAUCCAGGAUCUAUGGAAACCAGAGCCACUUACGAUCAAGAGAGGAAGAUAUACAGGCUGAACGGAAGCAAAACCUGGAUCACGAACGCCCCCAUCGCGGACAUACUGAUCGUCUGGGCGAAAUGUCCGGACGAAACGAUCCGCGGUUUCAUAGUCGAGAGGAAAGGCAACGAGGAUCGUCUCUCCACGCCUAGGAUCGAAGGGAAAUUCUCAUUGAGAGUUUCGACGACCGGGAUGAUCCUGAUGGACGACGUCGAAGUCCCAUCGGAGAACGUCCUGCCGAAUGUGCAGGGGUUGAGGGGGCCGUUCAGUUGUUUGAACAACGCUCGAUACGGCAUCGCGUGGGGAGCUCUGGGAGCCGCGGAAACUUGCUUCAGGGCUGCCAGGACGUACACCCUUGAGAGACGGCAAUUUGGGAGGCCGCUGGCGGCGAACCAAUUAAUGCAGGCCAAGCUGACGGACAUGAUGAGCGACAUCGCGUUCGGUCUUCAGGCUUGUCUGAGGGUUGGCCGGCUGAAGGACGAGGGCAAGGCCACGCCGGAAAUGAUCUCGAUGAUCAAGAAGAACUCGGCCUCGAAAGCGAUACAGAUCGCGAGAACCGCUAGAGACAUGCUCGGCGGCAACGGAAUAUCCGACGAAUACCACGUGAUUCGCCACGUGAUGAACUUAGAGAGCGUCAUUACCUACGAGGGUACGGACAACAUCCAUGCUCUGAUACUCGGCAGAGCGAUCACAGGCAUACAGGCCUUCAGUUAAGGGUCACCUGCUGGCGUGUCUUUUGGGAAACAUCGAUUUAUUUUAUUUACAUUUGUACAAUGCCUUUGAUACGUCUCAAUAAAGCCUCGAGCGUUUUCUAGGAGCUCGGAGGAUUGUUACUUCGAA
Molecule: messenger RNA, 1437 nt
Organism: Megalopta genalis
Lineage: Eukaryota; Metazoa; Arthropoda; Insecta; Hymenoptera; Halictidae
Product: glutaryl-CoA dehydrogenase, mitochondrial
Biological process (GO): fatty-acyl-CoA biosynthetic process; fatty acid beta-oxidation using acyl-CoA dehydrogenase
Cellular component (GO): mitochondrial inner membrane
Molecular function (GO): fatty-acyl-CoA binding; flavin adenine dinucleotide binding; glutaryl-CoA dehydrogenase activity
Source: RefSeq, a predicted model, not a curated record